UGAGGACGUCCGGGAGCGCGCGCGCCGCCGCGGAGCUGGGCCAGAGUUGCCUACGACGGGGUCUGAAGGUGAUGGCUCUGAUCGAAGGCCUCGAGACGGCGUUUCCCGCUGUUCCUGCCGUCGCUACCUGGGCCUUGGUCCGCUCAUCGUCAUGAGAGGAGACACAGCCCUGAAGCAAAGAAAUCACAGAACAAGUAUUCAAGGGCCAUGCAAGCCAACUGUAGUCAACUGCACAGCCCUUCAGGAGCUGCAGGCAGUGAGAAUGCCUCAGCCUCCCAGUGUGUCCAAACAAGACUGACAGGAGAAGCUUCCUGUCUUUAUUCUGGAGAUGUUCAUAUCCAGAUAAGCUCCCUACCUAAAGAAUGUGCUGAAAAUCCAAGCUCCAGAAAUACAAGGUCAGGUGUCCACAGCUGUACGCAUGGGUGUGUCCAUAGUCGCUUACGGAGCCACUCCCACAACGAAGCCAGGCAACCUGAUGAUAGCGACACGGAGUAUGGAGAUCAUGGUAGCAGCUCCUUCUCAGAAUUCCGGUAUCUCUUCAAGUGGUUGCAGAAGAGUCUUCCAUAUAUUUUGAUUCUGGGUGUCAAACUUGUUAUGCAGCAUAUAACAGGAAUUUCUCUUGGAAUUGGGCUGCUUACAACUUUUAUAUAUGCAAACAAAAGCAUUGUAAAUCAGGUUUUUCUAAGAGAAAGGUGCUCAAAGAUUCAGUGUGCUUGGUUACUGGUAUUCUUAGCAGGAUCUUCUGUUCUUUUAUAUUACACCUUUCAUUCUCAGUCACUUUAUUACAGCUUAAUUUUUUUAAAUCCUACUUUGGACUAUUCAAGCUUCUGGGAAGUUCUUUGGGUUGUUGGAAUUACAGACUUCAUUCUGAAAUUCUUCUUCAUGGGCGUAAAAUGCCUUAUUUUAUUGGUGCCUUCUUUCAUCAUGCCUUUUAAAUCCAAGGGUUAUUGGUAUAUGCUUUUAGAAGAAUUAUGUCAGUAUUACCGAACUUUUGUUCCCAUACCAGUUUGGUUUCGUUACCUUAUAAGCUAUGGGGAGUUUGGUAAUGUAACUAGAUGGAGUCUUGGGAUAUUGCUGGCUUUACUCUACCUCAUACUAAAACUUCUGGACUUUUUUGGACACCUGAGAACUUUCAGACAGGUUUUGCGAAUAUUUGUUACACGACCAAGUUAUGGAGUCCCUGCCAGCAAAAGACAGUGUUCAGACAUGGAUGAUAUUUGUUCAAUAUGUCAAGCUGAAUUUCAAAAGCCAAUUCUUCUCAUCUGUCAGCAUAUAUUUUGUGAAGAGUGCAUCACCUUGUGGUUUAACAGAGAGAAGACCUGUCCGCUGUGCAGAACUGUGAUCUCAGACCACGUCAACAAGUGGAGAGAUGGUGCCACUUCAUCACACCUUCAAGUAUACUAGGUUUUCAACUUAAUGUUGAGGCCUCAAAACACUAAUUUUAUUUGGUUACAGUGACUACUGGUAAAGACAUUAGAAUGGGUUUUCAGGGCUGGAAGUUCAGGAAAAUGUUCCCAAAUGGCUUUAGAGUAUUAUACUUAAGUGUGUAGUCCAGUUUAUCAAAAUAUGAAAGAUCCUGUAUUAUGUAAGUAGUGUUCAGCCUAAUGCAUAUGCAGCAUUUAUUCUGUCCUUAUUUGACCUAUGAUGACAGUGUUACAUUGUAAAUGUGUUUUCUUGUUAAUGUUACCAAAAUGACAACUAGUGGUUUUAGAGGAAUUCGGGUAUUCUUUCCAGACACUGUUUUCAGAAUAAAGAGUAUUUUUCAUAAUAUUUUAAGAUACACAUUACCUGAAAGUAGAAUUUUCUUUAGCAUUGACUUUUAUAAUUCUCAUUCUAAAAAUCCUAAAUUUUUCCUAAAACUUGUAUUUUUAAAUGAAAGCUAUAAAUGCUAUAUUUUACCUGUACAAUCAGAAUUUUCUAAGGAAGACUAAUUUACUGAGGGUGAAAUAUUUUAGUAUUGUGUUAUUCUCUUCCCCACGUAUGAUUAGCAGUCAUUGAGAAUAAAUGACAAAUUCCUUUUCUUUGUGGACGUAAUGCAUACAAUCUUGCCCUCAGCUUUAAUGUUCAUGAUUUUGCUUUUUGUAUAGUGCCAUGGACUUUCUAGAAUUAACUAUUAAAAUAAUUCACAUGGAUUACA
Messenger RNA from Dama dama (fallow deer), 2137 nucleotides. It is a transcript of the gene RNFT1, whose product is annotated as ring finger protein, transmembrane 1. Gene Ontology annotation, molecular function: ubiquitin protein ligase activity. The transcript is spliced from 9 exons. Gene Ontology annotation, biological process: positive regulation of ERAD pathway. The coding region runs from base 208 to 1404 and encodes 398 amino acids. NCBI's taxonomy places the organism in Eukaryota, Metazoa, Chordata, Mammalia, Artiodactyla, Cervidae. The record is from RefSeq and is a predicted model, not a curated record. Gene Ontology annotation, cellular component: endoplasmic reticulum.